Corythoichthys intestinalis (scribbled pipefish) is the source of this 4830-nucleotide messenger RNA. RefSeq names its product differentially expressed in FDCP 8 homolog (gene def8). Lineage: Eukaryota; Metazoa; Chordata; Actinopteri; Syngnathiformes; Syngnathidae. The transcript has 12 exons. The record is from RefSeq and is a predicted model, not a curated record. The coding region runs from base 21 to 1454 and encodes 477 amino acids.
UUAAUGAAUUCCGUUGUUUGAUGGUGAUGAAGACAAAACAGACACAGGAAGAACUACUCGUUAAUUACCUUAGCGUCGAACAUGAAACAAAAUUAAGAAGUGCCGACUCAAUGACAAAUGUAGCCGAUGAAAUGGAGUAUGAUGAGAGACUGGCACAAUUCCGCCAAACCCGCCUCAAUCCCUUCGAUCGUGGAGAGGAAGAGGAUGGUGGUCAAAGGGGCAGGACGCCGCCACAGCAGGAAGACCGGCAGGAGCUGUUUUCUGGGACUAUAAUUCAAAGUUCAGACAGAACCAUGGAUCUUGGGCUAGCUGAGGACCACUUUUCAAGACCAGUGGGCUCAUUUGUGGCCUCCGACAUAGAGCAGUUGAAAUUGGCCAUUGAGGAAUGCAAGAAACUGAUCUUGGAGCUGCCAGAACACUCUGAAAGACAAAAGGACACAGUGGUGAAACUGAUCCAUCUUCGGCUUAAACUGCAGGAGUUGAAGGAUCCUGAUGAGGAUGAGCCUAAUCUACGAAUGGUUCUAGAGCACCGAUUUUCCAAGGAAAAGAGCAAGAGUGUCAAACAAACGUGUGACAAAUGUAGCACCAUCAUCUGGGGACUCAUUCAGACAUGGUACACUUGCACAGGUUGCUAUUACCGCUGCCAUAGUAAGUGUAUGAACCUGAUCACAAAGCCCUGUGUGAGGUCAAAGGUCAGCCAUCAGUCCGAGUAUGAGCUCAACAUCUGCCCCGAGAUCGGUCUGGACCGCCAAGACUAUCGUUGUGCCGAAUGCCGCUCACCUAUUUCAUUGAGGGGUGUGCCAAGUGAGGCCAGACAGUGUGACUAUACUGGGCAGUAUUUCUGCAGCACGUGUCACUGGAAUGACACAGCCAUCAUCCCAGCAAGAGUCAUCCACAACUGGGAGUUUGAACCACGCAAGGUUUGUCGAUCCUCACUGCGCUACUUAGCGCUGAUGAUGUCACGGCCUGUGUUGAAGCUGAAGGAAAUCAACCCACUGCUCUUUAACUUUGUGGAGGAGCUGGUUGAGAUCAGAAAACUUCGUCAAGAUAUUCUACUGAUGAAACCAUAUUUUAUUACCUGCAAGGAAGCAAUGGAAGCUCGACUUCUACUGCAGCUUCAGGACCGCCAGCAUUUUGUGGAGAACGACGACAUGUACUCGCUACAGGAUUUGAUUGACAUCUUCAGCGGGCGACUCAGCUGUUCCCUCACAGAAGUCCACACCACAUUUGCGAAACACAUCAAACUGGAUUGUGACCGUUGCCAGGCCAAAGGCUUUGUGUGUGAGCUGUGUAAGGAGGGAGAUAUCCUCUUUCCUUUUGACAGUCACACCUCAGUUUGCCAUGACUGCUCAGCUGUCUUCCACAGGGAUUGUUACUAUGACAACUCAACAACUUGUCCACGUUGUGCCCGAAUGACUGAGCGUAAACAGGAUGAGGACACAAAAGAUGCUUGAAGGACCACGCGAAGGAAGCGGAGUUUAUUUUCAUCCCUGUGAAUUUUUGGUUUACACUGGUUGGCAACAAGCAUAUAUAACAAAUAUUUUGUGAUCUCUUGGUUUAUUGUCUUUAUAAUCGUGCAUGUUACAUGCAGGAUUUAUAAGUCUGGCUUGUAUUUUAUGUAAAGAUUUCUACAAAGGAAAUCUGAAAUGUAAAGGUAAAAACUCUACAUAUCAAGUGUUGGUCCAUCUGUAAAACAUGAAGUAAGUAUGCAUUUUUGAUAUUUAGAAUUACAGGGUUGUUUUUCCAUCGUUCCUCAGUAUGUGACUUCAAUUUUAAUCUAUAUAUAGUAUGGUUAAAUCAUUAAUGUGCUUGUUUUUGUGAGGAUACAAGCCCUGUCGGAUUUCAUUCCAAAUGGUGGACUAAUUCCAGAGAUACAGUGGGGAGAACAAGUAUUUGAUACACUGCCGAUUUUGCUGGUUUUCCCACUUGCAAGCCAUGUAGAGGUCUGUAAUUUGUAUCAUAAGUUCUCUUCAACUGUGAGGGACGGAAUCUAAUACAAAAAUCCAGAAAAUCACAUUGUAUAAUUUCUAAAUAAUAAAUUUGUAUUUAACUGCAUGAAAUAAGUAUUUGAUACAUUACCAACUAGUAAAUAUUUCUGCUCUUAGUUCUUUUUUAAGAACCCCUCCUGUUCUCCACUCAUUACCGGAAGUAACUGCACCUUUUUGAACUUGUUACUUGUAUAAAAGACACCUGUUCACAUGCUCAAACAAACUCCAACCUCUCCACAAUGGCCAAGACCAAAGAGCUGUGUAAGGACAUCAGGGAUAAAAUAAUAGACCUGCACAAGGCUGGGAUGGGCUACAGGAAAAUAAGCAAGCAGCUUGGUGAGAAGGUAACAACUGUUGGAGCGAUUAUUAUAAAAUGGAAGAAGUUCAAGUUGACGCUCAAUCUGCCUUGUUCUGGGGCUCCAUGCAAGAUCUCACCUCGUGGGGCAUCACUGAUCAUGAGGAAGGUGAGGGAUCAGCCCAGAACUACACGGCAGGACCUGGUCAAUGACCUGAAGAGAGCUGGAACCACAGUCUCAAAGAAAGCUAUCGGAAACACAUUACGCCGUCAUAGAUUAAAAUCCUACAGCGCACGCAAGGUCCCGCUGCUGAAGCCAGUGCAUGUCCAGACACAUCUGAAGUUUGCCACUGACCAUCUGGAUGAUCCAGAGGAGUAAUGGGAGAAGGUCAUGUGGUCAGAUGAGACCAAAAUUGAACUUUUUGGUCUAAACUCGGCCCGUCGUGUUUGGAGGAAAAAGAAAGAUGAGUACAACCCCAAGAACACCAUACCAACCAUGAAACAUGGAGGAGGAAACAUCAUUUCUUGGGGCUGCUUCUCUGCCAAGGGUACAGGACAACUGCACCAUAUUGAGGGGAGGAUGGAUGGAGCUAUGUAUCGCCAGAUCUUGGCUGACAACCUCCUUCCUUCAGUGAGAGCCCUGAAGAUGGGUCGUGGCUGGGUCUUCCAGCAUGACAACGACCCAAAGCACACAGCCAAGGCAACGAAAAGAGUGGCUACGUAAGAAGCAUCUUAAGGUCCUGGAGUGGCCUAGCCAGUCACCAGAUCUGAACCCGAUAGAAAAUCUAUGGAGGGAGCUGAAAGUCUGUGUUGCCCGGCAGCAGCCCCGAAACCUGAAGGCUUUGGAGAAGAUCUGCAUGGAAGAGUGGGCCAAAAUCCCAGCUGCAGUUUGUGCAAACCUUGUCAAGGACUACAGGAAACCUUUGGUAUCUGUAAUAGCAAACAAAGGUUUCUGUACCAAAUAUUAAGUUUGAUUUUUGUGAUGUAUCAAAUACUUAUUUCAUGCAAUUAAAUGCAAAUUUAUCAUUUAAAAAUCAUACAAAGUGAUUUUCUGGUUUUUUGUAUUAGAUUCCGUCCCUCACGGUUGAAGAGAACUUAUGAUACAAAUUACAGACCUCUACAUGCUUUGCAAGUGGGAAAACGAGCAAAAUCGGCAGUGUAUCAAAUACUUGUUCUCCCCACUGUAUGUUUCAAACCCAGUAGAUGUGAAUACUUGUGCACAAAAUGUGCCUAAGAGAUUAACAUGUUACAAAAAGCUGUACACCAAACAUCGUAAUAUACUUGGCAAUGUAUUAAUUGUUUUUUGUUUGUUUGUUUUUUUAUCAUAAUAUACAAGAAGCACAUUUUAUCCGAAAGAUGUUCAGAGGACACCUUUAAUGAUGUGUAAAUGUUGACCUAAAAUAUUUGUUUUCAAAUGAUUACUCUGCUGUGUUAUUUUUCAGCGUGAUGCACUGUUUAAACCCUCUACUCAAACAAAGGACAUCAUUGGUGUCAUUCUGUUGUUUAUUGAAAAGAAAAUCAUGUUGAGCAAUGCACGAAAAUAUACUGUAAUAUGGAUGGCAUCUACUAACGGUGAACGUUAUGCCAGACGUUCUAUUGUAAUGUUUUGAUGUAAAAUAUGCACCUUGGCUCAAUAAAGGAUGGGAAAUAGUACGUUGACAGUAUUGCAGUUUACUGUUAAAUCCCAGAAGCACAUUCACACAUGCCUCUGCCCUUCCCAGUUCAAAUGGAUUGGACGUCUAUUGCCAUCAAUGGCACUGAAUGUCUUCAUGUAAAUGUGUUGCAGAUUGAUGCCAUACUAAUAAUUUGAAUUUUAUCAGGUAUUUCAACCUGAAAUGUUGAGGCACCUUCUGGUGAGCCAAGAUGCUGUGUUUGUAGGAAUGAUUGGAAAUGUGCCGUAAUUUUCGGACUAUAAGCCGCUACUUUUUUCCCCUCGUUCUGAAUCCUGCGGUUUAUAGUCCAGUGCGGCUUAUUUGACAGCGGCAUCAUAAGACUGCCAUAAUUAUGACAUGACAGUAUCAUGGGCAUUAAUGAAUGCUUAUGACAGACAGCGCCAUCCAGCAAAUUAUGUCACUAACUCAAUUUAUGUCCUGCUCAGAUCUUUUACAUCCAUUCAAAAGUGAGAUAAUUUGCUGGAUGACACAAAAUGACAUCUGUCAUAAGCAUUCAUUAAUGCUCAUGGCAGUGUCAUGUGAUAAUUAUAAUGGCCUUGUGACAGUCUUAAUGUGUCACUGUCAAAGUGUUACCAAAUACCAUGACUAGCAAUUAAUGAAACAACUGGAAUAGUAACUGAAGAAAUAAUUAGCAAAGAAUGUGAAUUUUGAAUGUCAUUUACAUCUGUAACGCAGCAAUGCAUGCUAGGAGGCACGUUGGACGACGACAGUGUUGACAGCAGGUAGCAGCAGAGGUUUACUGUCUCCCCCAAGUGAGCAGUGAUGGACAAAUGAAGUGUCUUGAAGCAAUGAAUCAAUUGGUUCAAAGCUUUGUGGCGGUUCAUUUGGUUUAAUGACAGUUUUAUGAUGCUGCUGUCAAAUGAAGUGUUACCAA